Messenger RNA from Ascochyta rabiei, 915 nucleotides. RefSeq lists its product as uncharacterized. The record is from RefSeq and is a predicted model, not a curated record. The coding region runs from base 1 to 915 and encodes 304 amino acids. The transcript has a single exon. NCBI's taxonomy places the organism in Eukaryota, Fungi, Ascomycota, Dothideomycetes, Pleosporales, Didymellaceae.
AUGAGCCCCAAGCCUCGCGGGUGGAUGUUUGGCUGCAGUGGCAGUGCAGUGGCGUGCAGGUCAAUGAGCCCCAAGCCUCGCGGGUGGAUGUUUGGCUGCAGUGGCAGUGCAGUGGCGUGCAGGUCAAUGAGCCCCAAGCCUCGCGGGUGGAUGUUUGGCUGCAGUGGCAGUGCAGUGGCGUGCAGGUCAAUGAGCCCCAAGCCUCGCGGGUGGAUGUUUGGCUGCAGUGGCAGUGCAGUGGCGUGCAGGUCAAUGAGCCCCAAGCCUCGCGGGUGGAUGUUUGGCUGCAGUGGCAGUGCAGUGGCGUGCAGGUCAAUGAGCCCCAAGCCUCGCGGGUGGAUGUUUGGCUGCAGUGGCAGUGCAGUGGCGUGCAGGUCAAUGAGCCCCAAGCCUCGCGGGUGGAUGUUUGGCUGCAGUGGCAGUGCAGUGGCGUGCAGGUCAAUGAGCCCCAAGCCUCGCGGGUGGAUGUUUGGCUGCAGUGGCAGUGCAGUGGCGUGCAGGUCAAUGAGCCCCAAGCCUCGCGGGUGGAUGUUUGGCUGCAGUGGCAGUGCAGUGGCGUGCAGGUCAAUGAGCCCCAAGCCUCGCGGGUGGAUGUUUGGCUGCAGUGGCAGUGCAGUGGCGUGCAGGUCAAUGAGCCCCAAGCCUCGCGGGUGGAUGUUUGGCUGCAGUGGCAGUGCAGUGGCGUGCAGGUCAAUGAGCCCCAAGCCUCGCGGGUGGAUGUUUGGCUGCAGUGGCAGUGCAGUGGCGUGCAGGUCAAUGAGCCCCAAGCCUCGCGGGUGGAUGUUUGGCUGCAGUGGCAGUGCAGUGGCGUGCAGGUCAAUGAGCCCCAAGCCUCGCGGGUGGAUGUUUGGCGGCAGUGGCAGUGGCAGUGGCUUGGCUGUCGAGUCUGGGCCAAGACGACUAGGCACGUCCUGA